AUGGCCACCGACAGACAGCCUGAGAUUAUCUUGUACGAUCUUGCAUGUAUCAAGAACACAUGCUUCUCGCCUGUCGUUUGGAAGAUCCGUUUGAUGCUCAACUACAAGGACAUUCCAUACAAGACCAUCUUCCUCGAAUUCCCCGAUAUUGAGCUAAAGCUCAGGGAGCUCGGCCUGGAGUCUCAUGAUUCCAGCUCAGGCUCCCCUCGUUAUACAGUCCCAACAAUCCACCAUGUGCCCACUGGUAGAUACAUCAUGAACUCACCCGCCAUCGCCGAAUUUCUCGAGUCAGUCUAUCCCGACCCUCCACUCCCCUUGAGCUCUGAGCUUGGUCGCGAGAUUGAGACCAAGGCCCGCGGCGCCGUCGGUCCUGCAUUCCGCAUCUCCGUCACGCCACGCGAGAACCUCAUCCUCUCGCCACGAGCUCAAGAGUAUUUUCGAGCCAAGAAUGAAUCUCGAAUGGGAUGCAAGCUGGAAGACUUGAUGGACCCAGAGAAGGAGGAGAAGACUUGGUUAGGUGUUGCCGACAAGAUGAGCGAGCUGAGUGAUUUGAUGUUAACGAACAAGGACAAAGGGCCAUUCCUGCUGGGUGAGAAGCCGAGUUACACUGAUUUUUUCAUUGCUGCCUCGCUCCAAUCGGCGAGAACUAUUGACGAAGAGAUCUUUCAGCGCUGUACUGUAUAUCCUGGUUUUAAGGCUAUCUAUAAGGCUUGCAUUCCUUGGAUGCAGAAGAAGCAUUAA
Fusarium fujikuroi IMI 58289 is the source of this 741-nucleotide messenger RNA. RefSeq names its product related to putative glutathione S-transferase. The transcript is spliced from 2 exons. Gene Ontology annotation, cellular component: cytoplasm. The record is from RefSeq and is a predicted model, not a curated record. Bases 1 to 741 code for a protein of 246 amino acids. Lineage: Eukaryota; Fungi; Ascomycota; Sordariomycetes; Hypocreales; Nectriaceae.